AUGCACGCCGUCUCCCUUGACGACUCCAACCUCCGCCGCUUCAACGCCCUCUCUUACGUCUGGGGCAAACCAGUCUUCGACCAACUAGUCAUCAUCAACGGCGUCGAGGUACGAGUCACAGAGAACCUCUACCUCGCCCUACGCGACCUCCUUCGAUCGGCUACUGACGCCAGUUGGUGGGUCGACGCCGUGUGCAUCAACCAAGCUAACACGGAAGAACGCGGGAGCCAGUUGCAGAUGAUGAGCCGGAUAUUCAGCAGCGCCGCAGCUACCGUGGCGCACCUUGGCUCUUUCCGCCCGACGCCAGCGCUGAGUCUGCUCAAAACGCUGGCGACGCAGUACAGACAACCCGGCUCGUUGGAAUGGAUAGUCGCAGCGGCGAGUAACCCCGAGUUUGUGGAAGGGUGGAAGGCGUUGGUAGAGCUGCUCAGCGUGCCAUACUGGUCGCGCGCAUGGAUCCUGCAGGAGACAAUCGUAUCUCUCCGGCUGGAGCUCUUCGACCCGGAGGGGCCCUGGUUAGAUGUCUGGAACCUGUUAUACGCUGUCAUGUACAUCACGUUGAUGAAAGAUUACAUUGAAAAAGCGCUCCAGGACGGACCAGGAGUGUACCUCAAGAAUCUAGACAUGGUCAGGAAUCAGCUGGGAAUGAGGUUCAUAUACUGGCCGGACGAGACGCGCCGGCCGCUUCGAUUAAUGACGACACUGUUAAAUGCGCUGCGACUCAAAGCUAUGGACCCACGGGAUCAUUUGUAUGCCCUGCUUGCCAUGACGGAAGACGGGCUAGAUAUCGUCGGAAGGCCCGAUUAUGCGACGCCAACGAGUCGAGUUUUCGCGUCAUUUGUUCAGUCCUGCUAUCACAGAUACGGAAUCUUGGACAUGAUUCUUCUGAGUGCCUACCCCAGAAGGCUCGAAGGAAUGCCGUCUUGGGUGCCAGACCUCAGCAGCUUUGAAGGGCAGAUCUACAGAAACACAAUCGCCCUAGAGAACCUCCUGAUGCUCAACUCUUCAACUGAAACACCAGGGGUGGAAGACGUAGCGAAACAGGGAGGACAGCGUCUCCCUUGGGAGGAGUUGCGGUUCAAGGCCAGUGGAUGGUUGCCGAGGAACGCCGAGUUUUCGACGGACCUUCGCAUCCUUAAAGUGGGUGGCAUCCUGUUAGGAAAUGUUACUGGACUCGGUGGCUGGGUUGGCGUAUCCGUGAAUGAGCGAGAUUAUAAGUUCGAAGCCAACCAUCCUUGCGAACAGCAAAUGGACGAUCCUACCCAGCCCUUCUCCAUGUCUAGGACUACGCUGCUGGAGGCGGUGGCCCACAGUCUCACAAUUGGUGUCCUCCCAAACAUGACGAGCGCUAUCCCAUCGGGUCUUCUUGGUCAAAUCCUUAUAGCGAUGGUGCACUCGGUGACGGAGGGCAAGCUCUCUCCCCAGUUUCUUUGGGCAUUGGACAGCUGGUGGAGCGGUAACAAGGACCUGCGCAUAGGGCACAAGGCCCUGUCCUUAUGGCUGCUCGCGGACGGACAAAUUUCCGAAAGACGAACGCUGGAACUCAACCAAACGUUGGAGAAUAUGCAGGUUACGGCACAUGGCACAUCACCCGCAAAUCCCGAGGCCAUUCUGAAUAUCUUCCUCAAGCGCCUCAUUCACGUCACCUUCGAGAUGCAACGACGGUUACUGGUAACACAGAAGGGACAGUUAUCCUGA
Molecule: messenger RNA, 1698 nt
Organism: Coniosporium apollinis CBS 100218
Lineage: Eukaryota; Fungi; Ascomycota; Dothideomycetes
Exons: 2
Coding region: 1-1698 (565 amino acids)
Source: RefSeq, a predicted model, not a curated record